Quercus robur (English oak) is the source of this 2327-nucleotide messenger RNA. RefSeq names its product WRKY transcription factor WRKY24-like. Gene Ontology annotation, molecular function: sequence-specific DNA binding; DNA-binding transcription factor activity. The transcript has 5 exons. The record is from RefSeq and is a predicted model, not a curated record. Lineage: Eukaryota; Viridiplantae; Streptophyta; Magnoliopsida; Fagales; Fagaceae. The coding region runs from base 144 to 1949 and encodes 601 amino acids. Gene Ontology annotation, biological process: regulation of DNA-templated transcription.
AUUUUCUUCACUUCCUCUCUAAUAUCUAUCCAUCUCUGUCCCAUUUGUUUUUAUUUCUUAGCUUUCUUCUGUACCCUAAAGCUUUUGCUCCUCAAACACGACCAAAGAAAGACCCUCUUUCUGUUUUUGAUUUUACUAUUUCUAUGGCUUCCUCUUCUGGGAGCUUGGAUACCUCAGCUAACUCACACCCGGCUAGCUUCACUUUCUCUACUCACCCUUUCAUGACAACCUCUUUCUCUGACCUCCUUGCCUCACCCAACGGUAUUGAUGAUCAUAACACCACAUUAGAGAAUAGAAAUCGUAGCUUGUCAGAUCGUAUAGCUGAGAGAACUGGGUCGGGUGUGCCUAAAUUCAAGUCAAUCCCACCUCCUUUGCCCAUUUCUCCACCUGCUGUGUCUCCAAGUUCUUACUUUGCUAUCCCAGCUGGGUUGAGCCCAGCUGAGCUCUUGGACUCCCCUGUUCUUCUCAACGCUUCUAACAUUCUGCCAUCUCCAACAACGGGAACAUUCCCUGCUCAGGCCUUCAAUUGGAGGAGUAAUUUUAGCAACCAGCAGCAGAAUGUUAAACAAGAAAACAAAAACUACUCAGAUUUCUCUUUCCAAACCCAACAAAGGCCUCCUUUAUCAUCAACAACAAAUUAUCAGCCUUCAAAUACUGCGAUUCAAACUGUACAGCCACAAGCCUGGAGUUUCCAAGAACCCACCAAGCAGGAUGAUUUUUCCACAGGAAAGAGUAUGGUAAAGGCUGAAUUCGGUUCAAUGCAGGGCUAUUCCUCUGAUAUCACCACCAUAACAAGUAACACUCAAAGCAACAACAACAACAACAACAGCAACAACGGUGGGCUCCAAUCAGAAUAUGGUAAUUAUCACCAACAGCCUCAACAGCCUCAAACACUGAGUAGGAGGUCUGAUGAUGGGUACAAUUGGAGGAAAUAUGGUCAAAAACAAGUUAAAGGAAGUGAAAAUCCUAGAAGUUAUUACAAGUGCACAUACCCCAAUUGCCCAACAAAGAAGAAAGUUGAGAGGUCCUUAGAUGGGCAAAUUACUGAGAUAGUUUACAAGGGUAGUCAUAACCAUCCCAAGCCUCAGUCUACUAGGAGAUCAUCCUCAUCAUCCUCAACUUCUCAUGCCAUUCAAGUUUCUAAUUCUUCCUCCCAUGAACUUCAUGAUCAGUCAUAUGCCACCCUUGGUAAUGGACAUAUGGAUUCGGUUGCAACCCCGGAAAACUCUUCCAUAUCGAUGGGGGAUGAGGAUUUUGAUCAGAGUUCUCAAAAGAGUAAGUCCGCAGGAGAUGACUAUGAUGAGGAUGAGCCCGAUGCCAAAAGAUGGAAAAAAGAGGGUGAAAAUGAAGGUAUUUCAGCAGCCGGGAGCAGAACAGUGAGGGAACCUAGAGUUGUAGUUCAGACAACUAGUGAUAUAGAUAUUUUAGAUGAUGGAUAUCGUUGGAGGAAAUAUGGGCAGAAAGUGGUCAAGGGCAAUCCAAACCCAAGGAGCUACUACAAGUGCACAAAUCCAGGGUGUCCAGUGAGAAAGCAUGUUGAGCGAGCAUCUCAUGAUCUAAGGGCAGUGAUCACAACCUAUGAAGGGAAGCACAACCAUGAUGUUCCCGCAGCCCGUGGCAGUGGCAGCCAUUCUGUCAAUAGGCCUUUGCCAAGCAACAAUAAUAACAACAUUAGUGCUGCCACAGCAAUUAGGCCUUCAGCCAUAACCCAUCAAAUUAACAAUUCUGUGAACAACCACCAUCUUCACAAUCUAAGACUACCAACAUCUGAAGGGCAAGCACCCUUCACCUUGGAGAUGUUGCAGAGCCCCGGGAGCCUCGGCUACUCAGGUUUCGGGAAUGCCAUUAAUUCUUACAUGAACCAACAACAACAAGUCACAGACAAUGUGUAUUCUAGAGCCAAAGAAGAACCAAGGGAUGACAUGUUUUUCGAAACUUUGCUUGCAUAGACUUUGAAAUUGCGAGGUUCUGACUUAAAAAAGAAAAAAAAUAUUGGAGGGAGUAGGAACAAAAGUGCAAAACAAAAUAAGAAGCGCAGGUCCAUUCAAUUUAUUGCAAAUUUGUUUGUUUUUGUUGUAUAUUUAUACACGGAUUGGUUUUUGUAUAUUCAAAAAUGUAUCCUUAGAUAAGCUUCUCAACUUAUUUGUUUAUUGUUUUGAGGCCUCCCUACCCUACAAUUGAAGGGCCUCAAAUCACUUUUUUGUAUCACACAUGGUAGUGAUUUUUUUUUUUUUUUUUGUGCCUGGUUGUAAAACCAAGAAAAGUUGGGAAUUUAAUCAAAAGCAUGUAGUUGUUGUUUUGAGCAGUGAAAAGAAAAGUUUGAUUGA